AUGAGCAAUCCCAAGGGCGUCGCCGAGAACAUGCUGUGGGGAGGUCGUUUUACCGAGGGCAUCGACCCUCUCAUGAUGCAGUACAACAUGUCUCUGCCCUACGACCGUGUCCUCUGGAAGCAGGACAUCGCUGGAUCCAUUGCCUUCGCCCGCGCCAACAUGAACAACGGCAUCCUGACCCCACAAGAGUUCGCCGAGAUCGAGCGCGGUUUCCAGCAGAUCGCACAGGAAUGGAGCACCAACACCUUCGAGGCCAAGGAGAAUGAUGAGGAUAUUCACACAGCCAACGAGCGCCGUCUCAGCGAGAUCAUUGGCAAGGAAAUUGGCGGGAAGCUGCACACCGGCCGCUCGCGCAAUGAGCAGGUCGCUACCGACAUGCGCCUGUGGCUGCGCGACGAACUGCGCAAGCUCGACUCCCACCUGUGCGAUCUCAUCAAGGUCUCUGUUGCCCGUGCCGAGAAAGAAAUCGAGAUUCUCAUGCCUGGUUACACCCAUCUCCAGAAAGCCCAGCCCGUCCGCUGGUCCCACUGGAUCCUGUCGCACGCCACUGCCUUCGCCAGUGAGCUCCAGCGUCUGCGCGAGGUCAUUGCCCGCGUGAACCGCAGCCCCCUUGGCUGUGGUGCCCUGGCUGGUAACCCCUUCCACAUCGACCGUCAUGCUAUGGCCAAGGAGCUCGGCUUCGACGAUCUGCUGUACAACUCCAUGAACACUGUCGGUGACCGUGACUUCGCUAUGGAGACCAUGCAAUGGGGUAGCUCUUUCAUGCUCAAGAUUUCCCGCUGGGCCGAGGACUUGAUCAUCUACAGCAGUCUGGAGUUUGGCUUCGUCCGUCUGUCUGAUGCCUAUUCUACUGGUUCCUCUCUGAUGCCCCAGAAGAAGAACGCCGAUUCCCUUGAGCUUCUCCGCGGUAAGUCCGGCCGUGCUUUUGGUCAAAUGGCCGGCCUGAUGUGCACCAUCAAGGGUCUGCCCACCACCUACAACAAGGAUCUGCAGGAGAGCAUUGAGCCCCUGCUCGACCACAUCAAGACUGUCAGCGACAGCAUCCAGAUCGCCACCGGUGUUCUGUCUACUCUGACCACCAUUCCCGAGAAGAUGACCGCCGCCCUGGCUCCCGAGAUGCUGGCCACCGAGUUUGCCGACUACCUCGUCCGCAAGGGUGUUCCCUUCCGUGAGGGCCACCACGUCUCUGGCCGUGUUGUUGCCCUUGCCGAGAACACUGGCAUUCCCAUGGACAAGCUCACCAUGGAGCAGCUCAAGACUGUUGACGCCCGUUUCGGAGAUGAUGUCCAGGAGUGCCUUGAUUAUGAGCGUGCUGUCGAGCUGAAGGAUGCUGUUGGCGGUACCAGCAAGCGGGCUGUUUUGGAGCAGACUGCUGUCCUGAAGAAGCUGCUAUAA
Messenger RNA from Penicillium argentinense, 1395 nucleotides. Its product is annotated as argininosuccinate lyase ARG4. The transcript has 3 exons. The record is from RefSeq and is a predicted model, not a curated record. Gene Ontology annotation, molecular function: argininosuccinate lyase activity. NCBI's taxonomy places the organism in Eukaryota, Fungi, Ascomycota, Eurotiomycetes, Eurotiales, Aspergillaceae. Gene Ontology annotation, cellular component: cytosol. Bases 1 to 1395 code for a protein of 464 amino acids.